Verticillium nonalfalfae is the source of this 1389-nucleotide messenger RNA. RefSeq names its product alpha-1,6-mannosyltransferase (gene MNN10). Gene Ontology annotation, molecular function: glycosyltransferase activity. Gene Ontology annotation, biological process: protein N-linked glycosylation. Bases 1 to 1389 code for a protein of 462 amino acids. Lineage: Eukaryota; Fungi; Ascomycota; Sordariomycetes; Glomerellales; Plectosphaerellaceae. The transcript has 3 exons. The record is from RefSeq and is a predicted model, not a curated record. Gene Ontology annotation, cellular component: Golgi membrane.
AUGUCUCUCUCGCGCAGCCCGUCACCCCAUCCCGGCGGCGGCUGGGCGAGUCCCGGCCUCAACUACAACAGCGGUCGCAACAGCCCGACCGGCUCCUUUCCCUUUCCCUCGCCCGGCGGCAUCUCCGCGCCAUGGGAGGCCACCAAGAUGAGGACCCUCGGCGUCACUGGCUACCCGUCCUUCUCGACUCACAACCAGGGCUUCUUCCAGCGUCACAUGCGCCGCAUCUCGAGCAGCCUGCCGCGCUUCAGCCAAGCAAAUCAGCCGCAGUACGGAGGUUUCAAGGACAAGCAAAACCGUGGGCCAUGGUCCGUACAGAACCUGCCUCUCGUCGGGAGGAUGCAGAGGCGAGCCGCCCGCAUGAAGAGGAAGACAAAGAUCCGGCUGGCCAUACUCUUCUUCAUACUCUUCGCCGUCUGGGUCUUUUAUCACAGUCCUCUUGUCUACCACUGGCGACGGACGUCAUGGCUCGGCGGAGGCCAAAAGUACGUCAUCAUUCUCGCGGCGAAUGUCGGAGGCGGCGUCAUGGAAUGGAAGGGCGCCCGGGAAUGGGCGAUAGAGAGAGACAGCGUCAAGAACAAGAAGGCGUACGCCGCCCGAUGGGGCUACGAACUGGAAAUCGUCGACAUGAGCACCAAGAAGCGAUAUGCGCACGAGUGGCGCGAGGGCUGGGAGAAGGUUGACUACGUCCGCAAUGCCUUGAGGAAAUACCCCAAGGCAGAAUGGGUCUGGUGGCUGGACCUCAACACCUUCAUCAUGGAGCCCUCGUACUCGCUGCAGAGCCAUGUUUUUAACGACCUUGCGAAGAAUACGUAUCGCGACAUUAACGAAUUCAAUCCCCUCAAUAUUUCGCACCCCUUCGCCGAGGAAUAUCUCGACCCCACGUCUCGCAGCCCCGUGGGCGACGGCAAGCCGGACUCCAUCAACCUUAUCCUCUCCCAGGACUGCGCCGGCUUCAACCUCGGUUCCUGGUUCCUGCGGCGUGGCGCCGUCUCCGACCAGCUCAUGGAUGUCUGGUGGGAUCCCGUCGCCUACGAACAGAAGCACAUGGAGUGGACGCAUAAGGAGCAGGACGCGCUGCAGCAGAUGUACCUCACGCAGCCGUGGGUGCGUCAACACACGGCCUUCCUCCCACAGCGCUCGAUCAACGCCUUCCCCGCCGGCGCCUGCGGUGACGACGGCAAGGACCCGCGCUACCAUUACAGCCAGGACGAGCGCGACUUUGUCGUCAACAUGGCAGGCUGCGAGUGGGGCCGCGACUGUUGGGGCGAGAUGUUCCACUACCGCCAACUGAGCUAUUACCUGAACCGCAACCUCUGGGAGCGCUUCAAGGAGGACCUCAUUGCCGUCCUCUGGUCUAAACUGACGGGCCAGCACGUCAGGCUGUGA